Lepus europaeus (European hare) is the source of this 4129-nucleotide messenger RNA. It is a transcript of the gene VRK3, whose product is annotated as VRK serine/threonine kinase 3. Lineage: Eukaryota; Metazoa; Chordata; Mammalia; Lagomorpha; Leporidae. The transcript has 14 exons. Bases 243 to 1604 code for a protein of 453 amino acids. Gene Ontology annotation, molecular function: protein serine/threonine kinase activity; ATP binding. The record is from RefSeq and is a predicted model, not a curated record. Gene Ontology annotation, cellular component: nucleus; cytoplasm. Gene Ontology annotation, biological process: peptidyl-serine phosphorylation; signal transduction.
UUCACCUACCUUCCAUCUCCGCCCUUAGGGGCCCGAAGAGCAAGCCGGGAAGGAGAUUACAAAUCGAAUCAGGCUCAGGUGGCAUCAGGAUUCGUGGCCUGACUUAAACUCGACCGAAGGGCGGCCUAAGCAACUUGUGACCUCCAAAAGAUUACGAAGGUUUUCCGCUUCUGAAGACGGAAACAAGGGUUGCCAUGGAAACGCGUUGAGGAAGUUGGGAUUCCCAAGCAAAUACGCGAAACAUGAUCUGCUUCUGUCCAGACUGUGGCAAGAGCAUCGAGGCGUCGUUCAAAUUCUGCCCCUACUGUGGGAAGGCCCUGCCCGCACAGGAGCGCGUGGGGUCCCGGGGCCGCGUCCGAGCUCGCGUGCCGGCCUCCCGAGGCUCGAAGAGAGAGCCGGGCUCCAGUGCUGAAGUUUCUCCCAAGAAAGUGAAAUGGUCCAGCACCGUCGCCUCCCCCCACGCCUCCCUCUUGCUAGGCGGCGGCACUUCUGUGUCCGAAGAUACCGAGAGCCCCUCCGAGAAAGCCAAAGGGUCCCGGAGCAGACCCCCAACCCCCAAAAGCAGCCCGCAGACGACCAGGCAAAGCCCUCAGACUCUGAAGCGGAGCCGGGUGACCGCCUCGCUCGAGGCUUUACCCGCGGGGACGGUGCUGACGGACCAGAAUGGGCAGAGCUGGAAGCUGGGAGCCCUGCAGACCAAGGACGCCCAGGGCAUCCUCUAUGAAGCUGAGCCUUCCCCGAGUACCCAGAAAUACCGCUUCUCACUCAAAUUGGACGCCAAGGAUGGACGCUUGUUCAACGAGCAGCACUUCUUCCAGCGGGCCGCCAAGCCUGUGCAAGUGAACAAGUGGAAGAAGCUGAGCUCAAACCCCCUCCUGGCUAUCCCCACCUGUGUGGGUUUUGGCAUUCACCAGGACAAGUACAGGUUCUUGGUGUUUCCCAUCCUGGGGAGGAGCCUGCAGUGGGCCCUGGACGACACCCCGAAGCACGUGCUGUCCGAGAGAUGUGUCCUGCAGGUGGCCUGCAGACUGCUCGACGCCCUGGAGUUCCUCCACGAGAAUGAGUAUGUUCAUGGCAAUGUGACGGCUGCGAACGUCUUCGUGAACCCAGACGACCUGAGCCAGGUGACCCUGGGGGGCUACGGCUUCACCUACCGCUACCGCCCAGGUGGCAGACAUGUGGCCUACGUGGAGGGCAGCAGGAGUCUGCAUGAGGGGGACCUCGAGUUCAUCAGCAUGGACCUGCACAAGGGCUGUGGGCCCUCCCGCCGGAGCGACCUGCAGGCACUGGGCUACUGUAUGCUGAAGUGGCUCUGCGGGGUCCUGCCGUGGACACACUGCCUGCCUGACGCCGACGAGAUCAUGAAGCAGAAACAGAAGUUCCUCGACAGCCCAGAGCCCCUGGCCGGACUGCGUGGUCCCCGGAUCAGGCCCUCAGGGGGUGUCUCGACCACGGAGGCCCUGCGGGAGUACCUGCAGGUGGUGACGGGCCUGCAGUACGAGGAGACGCCGCCCUACGCCGCGCUGAAGAAGCGUCUGGAAGCGCCGCUGCGGGGAAUGUGUGUGUCGCCCUACGACCCCCUGGACCUCCCGAUGGUGCCGUAGGGAGCCCAGGGUUUCAACGUGCAGUCGGAAACAAAGCCUUAAGAGAAAACGAAGAGAAAACGAAGAGAUAAUGUGAUUCGAGGCCUGCUGUUUAAUUACAGAUAAACUUCUAGAAAAAUCCCUGGAAUGUGUGUUCCUGCCACUGCUCGCCCCCCCGUAGCGUCGGGGAGGCCGGCAGCUGCCCUCCGUAUAAUGUGAAGUCUUUCCCCUGUCCAGCCUCGCACGGCAGACUCCAGCUGGCGGCCGGGGUGUGGACGGAGCCCAGCAGGGACCCUCCUGCCGCCGGCACCGCUCUGCUUUGGAAAUAAAUCGUUCUAUCGGAGCUGGGGAAGCCCGGUGUCCGCGGAAAGAACUUCUUGUCGGGAACGUUUGGCUCCUCGCAACGCCGCUGUCAUCCACCCGUUCCAGCUCCCACUGCCCCUCCGCCCACCAAGCCACUUUUUUGUAAACACUUAUUUAUUUGAAAGCAGAGUUACAGAGAGUACCCAUCCUCAGGCCCCCGUGCAGGCCCUCCCUGCGCCAUGCGUUCCGGUCCCUCCAGCCCUGCCAGGCAGCAGGGGCCACGUGAUGAGCUCGUGCUGCCUGGAGGACGCCGGGGACGGGCCUGCGGGCCCAGCUGACAGCCGAUCGGAAGGAGUUGGUCUUUCAGCGCAGGUCGCCGGGGCUGGGAAGGGGGCUUUGCAGAAGCAGCACGGAUGGAGAUGGGGGGGUCCCUGUGGACAGAGCCUGGGCACAGGUCAGGGGGAGUCCUGCUCUCUGUCUGUGCCUUUCAAGUGAAUUUUUAUGUUUUUACAUUUUAUAAACAUUUAUUUUUGGGGGCCGGUGCUGUGGCACAGUGGGUUAACGCCCUGGCCUGCAGUGCUGGCAUCCCAAAUGGGCGCCAGUUCGGGACCCAACUGCUGCACUUCCUAUCUGGCUCUCUGCUGUGGCCUGGGAAAGCAGUGGAAGAUGGCCCAAUUCCUUGAGCCCGUGCACCCACGUGGGAGACCCAGAAGAAGCUCCUGGCUCCUGGCUUUGGAUUGGCGCAGUUCCGGGUGUUGCAGCCAAUUGGGGAGUGAACCAGCAGAUGGAAGACCUCUCUCUCUCUCUCCCUCUGCCUCUCCUCUCUCUCUGUAACUCUGACUUUCAUAAAUAGAUCUGUAAACAUUUAUUUAUUGGGGCUGGCGUUGUGCCUUAGCAGGCAUCUCAUGUGGGUACUGGUUCUUGUCCUGGCUGCUCCACUUCUGAUCAGCUCCCCACCAACAGCCUGGGAAAGCAGUGGAAGAUUCCCCAAGUGCUUGCACUCCUGCACCCACGUGGGAGACCCAGAGGAAGCUCCUGGCUCCUGGCUUGAACCUGGCCCAGCCCUGGCUGUUGUGAACCACUGGGGAAUGAACCAGUGGGUGGAAGAUCAGUCUCUUAGUCUAACUUUGACUUUCAAAAUAAGUGAGUUUUAAAAAGAUUUGUUUAUUUAUUUGAAAGUGAGCAUUAGAGAUACCUUGCCUCUGCUGGUUCACUCCCCAAAUAGCUGCCGUGGCCGGGGCUGGGCCAGGCCAAAGCCAGGAGCUUCAUCCGGGUCUCCCACAUGCAUGAUGGGGGCCCAAACACACGAACCAUCUUCCACUGAUUUUCCCAGGCCAUUAGCAGAAGAGGAGCAGUUGGAACACAGACCAGCACCCAUGUGGGAUGCCAGUGUCGCAGGUGGCGGCUUAACCCACUCUGCCACGAUGCCAGUCCCUCAAGUAGAUUUUUAAACAUUUUGUCAAAGCUUGUGGGAUCAGGGCCGGUGUUGUGGCACAGCAUUGCCGCCUGCAAUGCCAACAUCCCUUAUGGGAGCCAGAUCGAGUUCUGGCUUCUCCACUUCUGUUCCAGCUCCCUAAUACACGUGGGAAAGUCCUUGGGCCCCUGCACCCACGUGGGAGACCCAGGUGAAGCUGCUGGCUCCUGGCUUCUUCCUGGCCCAGCCCUGACCAUUGUGACCAUCUGGGGAGUGAACCAGAGGAUGGAAGAUUUUUUUCUCUUAAAGAUUGCUUUCUUUAUUUGAAAGGGAGAGAGAUCUGCCAUUCACUGGUUCACUCCCCAGGAUGACUGCAACGGCCAGAGCUGUGCCGAUCCGAAGCCAGGAGCUUCUUCUGGGUCUUGCAUGCGGGUGCAGGUGCCCAAGGACUUGGGUCAUCCUCCACUGCUUUUCCAGGCCAUAGCAGAGAGCUGGAUCGGAAGUGGAGCAGGGGCCAGUGCUGUGGUGUAGGGGGUAAAGUUGCCAUCUGCAGUGCCGGCAUCCCAUAUGGGCGCCAGUUCAAGUCCACUUCCAACCCAGCUCUCUGCUGUGGCCUGGGAAAGCAGCAGGAGAUGGUCCAAGUCCUUGGGUCCCUGCACCCACAUGGGAGACCCGGAUGGAGCUCCUGAUCUUUGGAUCAGCCCAGCUCCAGCCGUUGCAGCCAUGUGCGGAGUGAACCAGCGGAUAGAAGAUCUCUGUGUCUCUGCCUCUCUUCUGUAACUGACUUUCAAAUAAGUAAAUAAAUCUUAAAAUAAAAAAGCUCUCCUGA